Messenger RNA from Hyalella azteca, 3965 nucleotides. RefSeq names its product gamma-1-syntrophin. Gene Ontology annotation, molecular function: protein binding; structural molecule activity. Gene Ontology annotation, cellular component: intracellular anatomical structure; dystrophin-associated glycoprotein complex. The record is from RefSeq and is a predicted model, not a curated record. NCBI's taxonomy places the organism in Eukaryota, Metazoa, Arthropoda, Malacostraca, Amphipoda, Hyalellidae. The transcript has 11 exons. Bases 41 to 1834 code for a protein of 597 amino acids.
UUGUAGAAUUGGGCAUUUGUGAAAAUCAAGCCAACCCAUCAUGUCAGACGAGUUGGGUGAUUUUCAUUCGAGGAGCAACUCGACGAGAAGCACGCGUACUCUGCGCAGCAGCGGACUGGACGAGAGGCAUCAGGAUUCUAUUAUCCCGCAACUCCAGGUACCAACUUCUCCCUCGAGUAUCAAACCGAUGCACGCGGGCCUGGUGAGCGUGAGCGAUGGCAAGUCUCGGCCGCAGCAGCGUAAGCUCAUCCUCACGUCGGACUCCCUCAUCCUGCAGCGCGAGACAACCGUCAUGGCCGGGCGCGACCCUAACGACGGUCCAGAUGGAAGGAUCCGGAGAGUUCGCGUCGUUCGUCAGAGAAACUCCGGACUUGGACUGAGUAUAAAAGGCGGAGCAGAACACAAAUUGCCUAUUCUCAUAUCAAGGAUAUUCAAAGACCAGGCGGCAGACUUGACUGCCAGGCUCUUUGUCGGUGACGCCAUCUUGAAAGUGAACAACAAGACGCUGCUACGCUGUACUCAUGACGAGGCCGCGGACGAGCUGAGACGUGCUGGAGAAGAGGUGACGCUCACCGUCCGCCACUACAAGGCUGCCACGCCCUUCCUCAACAAGGCUGCUGAUUCGAACUCGGAUCUUUCGAACCAGACUCAGCUGCAGCCAGAUUCCGGCUGGCGCUCGCCAUCUAACCCGAACUCACCGACGUCAGACACCACCAAAACUGCAUCCUCCACCACAUCUCCAAGCAACGAACCCUUAACCAAUAAACUAUCCUUAGAUUCCAAUAAAGCAUCACCGAACACCACUAACCUCAAUAAAGUGAACUGCUCUCGGCAUAACAGCGUUACUGGCUCGAGUUUGCACAGCGAGGUCACGGCUUCCAUGUCCGAUGCUCUCUGCAAUGGCGGGCAGAUGGAGAAGCAGUGGAUCGACGUAGUCACGGUACCGCUGAUGAUGGCGUACAUCACGCGCUACAUCUUCGGCACGGACAAGCUCAGGCCUCACGCGUUUGAGGUGCGGGGCAUCGGCGGGGGCAGCACUGGGGUGGUGCACUGCGCUGACGCGGCGGUCAUGUCUCAGUGGAUCAAACACAUCACGAACAACAUCAUCGGGCUCACCAAUCUACAGAUGAAGCUUUACAACUCCAGUUUCCCUGCGAACGAACACGUACUGUACAUGGGCUGGGUGUGCGAGGGAGUGAUCAACCACAACCUCCCCUGGCAGAGCUGGAAACCUAAAUUCAUCGCUCUUAAGGGCACCGACAUUUAUAUGUUCGACAACCCACCCCUGAACACUCACGACUGGGUGGAGAACGCGUCGGUAUGGGCAGUUCACCAGACGAUGUUCCGCAUCAUCAAAGAGAGCGAGUACGUGGAUGAGCGGCAGCACUGCUUCCUGAUACAGACGGCGCUACAGGAGAGCAAAUACCUCAGCGUAGAGACCAGGCAGGAUCUUCUCCGUAUCGAGAACGCCUGGCAUCGCGCCGUAUACAACGCAGUCACACGCCUCGGCAGCAAGACAUUCGCGGUAACGCAGCGAGGUCGGUCGUCAGGCUUAACGCUGGACUGGGCGCAAGGGUUUGCCCUGUACGACACCGAGAGCAGAGAGUAUCACUGGCGCUACAAGUUCUCGCAACUGAAAGGCUCCUCCGACGACAGCAAAACCAAACUAAAACUUCACUUCCAGAACGACGACAAGCAAAUUGAGACAAAGGAGCUGGAGUGCGCGACCAACCUGCAGAACCUGCUCUUCUGCAUGCACGCCUUCCUCACAGCCAAGGUCGCCGCCGUCGACCCAAGCUUCCUGAAGGGGAAACCAAAGACGCCGGCGUCUUAAGACGAAGAAACCAAAGACGCCGGGGUCUUAAGACGAAGAAACCAAAGACGCCGGGGUCUUAAGACGAAGAAACCAAAGACGCCGGGGUCUUAAGACGAAGAAACCAAAGACGCCGGCGUCUUCAAGUCCUCUGCAUGAGGCAGCAUCCACAAACGUUCGCCUGACGCUCGUACGUCUGCGAUGGUCGUAUUUUCGCGUGUUUUGUUGGCUGUGGUAAUUUCACUAAUUGGUUUAUAUCUGAUAAAGAAUAUAAGAUUUCUGAAAUCUACAAGCCGGUCGUUGAAAAAUUGUUGUUUAAAGUACUUCCUAAUAUUUUAGCUCCACGAGUAAAAAAAUUUGUAUUAUAAGAUGUCAUUCGAUCGCGAAAAUAUUAUUUGAAGAUGGUCAUCUGAGAGAGAAAUUAGUGACAGCUCUUCUGUCAAACGGCACUAGAAAAGUAUUCAACUGCAUUUAACAAAUUUAAUGCAAGAACAGGUAAUAUUUGUACAGUAAAUCUUGUUUAUUGCCAAUGCUUUGUUUUUGGUUUUGUAACAUGGAUGAAUGAGAUUAGCUUGUGGAUAGUGAAAUACUUUCUCAGAAAAACAUUCAGUAGCGAUUUUUAAGGCAAAAAUCAAUUAUAUAAUGCUUGAAUUUUUUGUAUGUGCUUCCCAAUUUAUUUUGACUCUCAGAAUCUCAGGCUAUUUUCCUAUAGAAAUAAGAUCCACUAAAUUGAGCACAGUCUUUUUCCUAAUGAUUUGUUUUUUGGCACUUGAUGUUGAUGGUCGGUGAGCACAAUUCUCCUCCCACCCUUGCCCUCAUUAACAUAAAAGAUCUCAUAGCUUUAAGGUAACCUUGUGAAAAUAGUAUUGACGAUCCGUUGUCGUUAGGAAUGUUAAAGAGAUUUACUCGUCCAGCGCGCACCGUAGCUAUUUAAAUGGUCAUAACAGUUCUUGUUGUGCAUCGUGAAGCGAGAUCCGUUAAGAAUGUUGUAUAUGAAUUAAUAAAUGCUUCGGUCGGAUACCUUUACGGUAUAGUAAAAGAAUUGUUAUUGAAUUGAAAUUAUUCUGAACGAAAAUAUUGUUGGCGGAAAAGCUUACGGUUUGUUAUGAUUUCUUAGAACGAAAGUGGCAACGUGCUAGCUCAUCCCUUACAUACGCUGCAGUCCACGAUAAACGCCAAAGGGUUUUCAGUAACAUUUCUGAAUUAUGUUGAAAAUUAUCCUUUUUUAUGAUGAAAACCAAGAGGAAAACGUAGGUUUCCACUGAAUCUGAAGCUCUGAAAAAAUACUGUUGUAGAAAAACAUUGUCGGAAUGUUAUACGCAUCUAGUUUCAUGAGAGAACGUUGCAUAUCAAGCGACCUAAAGAAAUAUGGCGGCUGUUGUUUUGUUGAAUUUUCAAUGUCUUCCUUUGGCUACAAUGACGAAUGCGUUUAUUCCUUCAUUGUUGAAUUUUGAGAAGUGAACAGAAUUUCGGUAUCAUCACCAAGCUAACGAACUUUUAAAAACUCAGUCGUUAUCUCGUUGAUACGAAAUUUAUUACCUUUGGUGAAAAUAGCUGACAUAUUUCAACAAUAUAUAGUCAUGAAUUUUUCUUUUCAAUCCAUAAUCAAUGAAUCUUCUUAAAACUAUUCAAAUACUUACUUAGUAACUUUGUAGAGUUAACCCUCCCAUUGUGAGUCACGUGUUCGUGUUCGUGAAACUGUUAAUUGCGUUGCUAAAUUUUUGUGUUGAAAUUUUUAUACGAAGUUCAUCGGUUGCGAUUUUUCAUGUUUCGAUUUCGGUUAACUAAUUAAAAAAUUUUGUCUAAAAAUAAUUGAAACAAUCUACCUUUGUUGGUUCUUCGCUCUGCAUGUCUCGUGAGAUGCGACUCAGUAAUCAUCAAUUGCUUCUGACUCUAAUUUCACUAUAACUUUUAAAACCAAAGGGAAAUUGAAUUUUGUUUCGUUGUUAAAUUCUAAAAAUUACACACUAAGCAUAUUAGUUUACGGUUUUGUGUCAUUGCUGUUACAUGACAGCGCCUAACUUGUUCGUGACAUGUUUUCUUUCGUCACUCAAACUUGAUCCGUCGUGCAUAAUUCGAUCAUUCCGAUGAGCCGAAUUCAGUUAUUUAUGUUUAUUCAUUGGUCGAUCUUACAUUAUAAUAUGAAUUUUAA